UAGAAAAAGUGCCAUAUAAAUAAAUAUUAUUUUUUAUUGUCAUAAACAAUAAUUUCAACGUUGCAUACUCACAUCAAUUGAGUCAAAUCCAAAUGUGACAAAGUGAUGUAAAUUUAGAAAAUGCAUGAUGAUUGAUUUUGCGCAUUUAUUAAUCAGAUGACAGUGUACUAUUAUUGUGUUCGACGUUUGAUGAAUUUAUGAAGUGUUAUUUGGAUGAUUUAUUACUGAUUUAAAACUUGAUUGAUAUUUAUUAAAACAAUUGACAAAAUGUCAUGUGAUUCGGAUAGUGAGAUAAACAGCAUGAAAAAUGUCAAUUAUUUUCGACGGUAUUUGUCACAGGCAGUUUGUGGCCACCACCGUCGAAAAUAUGCUGCAAUUUGAUAUGGGUCUGUGCAAUUUUUUCCCAUUUUUGGUGAUAGCUGCAUUGGAUAACACGGGAAAGAGUAAAAAUCGUCAUAAUCUUGAUGAAAAACUGUUCUUCUCAUCAGUUCAGGCCAGUUGGAUGGGUAGUAUCGGUUACGUAACUGAGCCUAUUGGAAGCAUUUUAUCAGCAUUAUUUACAGACGUAUUGGGACGAAAAACGUCCAUGAUGAUCGUGAAUAUACCGAUUGUAAUUGGAUGGUUCAUGAUGUACAACGCAAGCAGCGUUUCGGACAUUUUUGUGGCCAAUUCAUUGCUGGGCCUCGGUGCUGGGCUUAUGGAAUCGCCGGUUAUAUUAUAUGUGGCCGAAGUUUGUGAGCCGAAAUUCAGAGGGAUAAUGAUCGCAUAUACCCACGUCGGAUGGACGCUUGGAAUGCUUUUUGUUUCGGUGUUGAAUACAUUGAUGCCUUGGCGUAUGGUUGCCUUAAUUUGUAUGACGUUACCCAUUUUGACUGCAAUUGCUCUUUUGUUUGUGCCAGAGACACCCCAUUGGUUACUUUCUAAAAAUCGUGUAAAUGAGGCAGAAAAAUCGUUAGCCUGGCUGCGUGGAUGGGUGCCAAAAGAGGCAGUAGCUGAUGAGCUUCGGUCGUUGCAACGUUAUUCAGAACGUUACAAAUCAUGCGGUGAAUGUAUCAAACAAAAUCAAGAAUGUUAUCAUCCGCCACCGACUCUCUUUGAAAAAUUGAAAGAGCUCAAACGAAAACAAACGCUCAAGCCAUUCUUCAUUGUCAUUUGCUUAUUCAUGAUUGCACUAUUUUCUGGCAUAUUUGCAAUGACACCAUUUAUCGUUAAGAUAUUCAAAGCAUACGACAUCCCAAUGCAAGAAGAUCAAGCGGCGGCUUAUUUAGCGGGGGCAAAUAAUUUGGGGAAUGUCAUCUUUUUGGUCUUGAUUCGAUUCAUUGGGAAACGGAGAUUGUAUCUCACAAUGCUUAUGAUCGUGCUUUUGUGCUCUGCCAUCGUUUCGGGCUAUGGAUUUUGGAUUUUACCUACUGGCUAUAAUUCGUUUGAAUCGCCCAAGUUUUCAUUAGAUAACAAAGAAAACGGAUACAUUCCAUUUGUUUGCAUUCUUAUUUGGAGUUUUUGUUCGUUCUGCGGUGUCAAUAUCAUGCCAUGGCAAAUGCUGUCGGAGGUAUUCCCGUACAAAACGAGAGCAAUAUCAACAGGACUUACUGCUGCAUUGAACUAUGUGCUAAGUUUCAUUUCAAUCAAAACUUAUUACAACUUGGAGACAGCAUUUUCACUGCCCGGUGUUGCGUUUUUCAACUGCAUUAUAAUUGCGUUUGGUUUGGUACUAAUGUAUAACAUUUUACCGGAAACUGAAAAUCGCACACUCGAAGAGAUUGAGUUACAUUUUGCCGACAAUUCGAAGAAAAUCACGGAUCGUAUUAUUGCACCGAUGUGCACACAACAAAAAGACUAUGAUAAAAACAACGCUGAAAUACAACUCAAACAAAUUUCAGUCAUUAAAAAUGAUGAGUUGCGAAUAAACUACGGCAAUGGCAUUGCUAAUCAUAUAUUUCCAGAGAAAAGUUAGAACACACUGAAUUUAAGCAAUAUAGUCUAGAGCUAACCAAAUGAAUGGUAAAUGAAUUUUGAUUCAAGAGAAAGAUCUUAAAGUUUAAAAAAAAUUGGUUUUUACUCAAUCACCAUCAAAAUUCUGAAAAUGAUUAAAGCCCAAUUGAAGCGGGAGUGUAAUAAACGAAAAAAAUAGAAAAUUCUCAGUCAAUUUUUUUUUCGAAAAACUACAAUAACGCCUUUAUGUCGAUCACGUUUCGACUUGGUGCCCGAUAAAACAAUGGCAGUUUAAUGAAUGAUUCUGAUACCAACUAUGUUGCAAAGAGAAAAAAUGCUUUAUUUUAGAAUUUCACUGUGAUAAUUGAAGUAGACUAGACUUAAUUUGCUAGAUUAAGUAUAUUUUUGUGACAAUGUAUAAUAAAUUUUCGCUUUUUUGCUUAUAAAA
Molecule: messenger RNA, 2380 nt
Organism: Contarinia nasturtii (swede midge)
Lineage: Eukaryota; Metazoa; Arthropoda; Insecta; Diptera; Cecidomyiidae
Product: facilitated trehalose transporter Tret1-like
Exons: 12
Coding region: 308-1954 (548 amino acids)
Biological process (GO): transmembrane transport
Cellular component (GO): membrane
Molecular function (GO): transmembrane transporter activity
Source: RefSeq, a predicted model, not a curated record